GGGGCCGGCAGGCUGCACUUCCGGUGCCCACGCGCCGCCGCCUCCUCCGCCGUCGCGCAGCUCGCGGCCGUCACUUUGUGUAGUGCGGGGGGGGUCCCCGGUGGUCACAGCCCCCCCACAAGUCCGUGUCUCGCUCCGGCUUGGCCGGGCCCGGGCGCGCGCGCGACGGGGUUCUGAAAGGAAACAAGAUCCUCUUCGGGCCCUGCAUCUCCCCCAAGCCUUGUAAGUGCCUGUUGUCGACAGUCCUCGGGCCUGGCCUGGUUCAUGUGCACCGAGGGCUGGGCCACACGGAGGCUCUCUCCCGGGGAUGAUGGCUGCCCUUCAUACUGCUCCAGACUCCCCAGAUACCCAACUGGAGCCAGCAGAAGAUGGCUCGGAAUGUGAUGCUGAGCCCGAGGAGGAAGAGGAAGAAGAAGAGGAAGAUGACGAGCAGGGGAGAGAGGAGGAAGAGGUAGUAGUAGAAGAGGAAGUGGCCACACAGGUGCAGGAGGCGGCGGGAGUGGAAGUGGAGGCCAACUCAGCGGACACUGGUGGUGGCGAUGAUGGCGAUGACGGUGAUGUGGAGGAGGUGCUGGCAGAGGAGCAGACUCUGAGCUUAGGGACCCAGAAGCGGCUUAGCAAUGGUGCUGAUGCCAAGUCACCAGCUCUUCAAGGAAAAGCCCUGCAGGCCUCCCGGCUGCCUCCCACUACUCAGGGUGACGAUCCAGAGGAAGAGGAGGAAGAGGAAGAUGACGAGCAUUUCCUGACUCAGGGCCUGGUGACUUUUGAAGAUGUGGCUGUGUACUUCUCUUUGGAGGAGUGGGAGAGGCUGGAUGUGGACCAACGGGACCUCUAUCGGGAUGUGAUGCAGGAAAACUAUGGGAUCCUGGUUUCCUUGGGAUACCCAAUCCCUAAGCCGGAUCUGAUCUUCCACCUCGAACAAGGAGAAGAACCUUGGGUCGAAGACAGCCCCCAUCCCGAGGAGGGAGACGUCGUCACUGGUGUCUACACGGGAGCCUGGUUCUGGAACGACGACCUAGAGGACCACGAGGAGGAAGAUGAUGAGGACUUCCUUGCUGAGAUGGCAGAGGAGGAGAAUGAGCCCCCCGGGCUGUGGUCUGCUGCCUAUGGAGUGGGGGAUGUGCCUGGGACUUGGGGCCCCGACGACUCAGAUUCGGUGCAGACCCCAGAGGGUUGGGGACCCAACCCAGGCAGCCUUGGUAUUCUGGCGGAGGAGGUUGAAGCAAAACAUUUCCUGUCCGGUCGGGGGCCUGGGGAGAACUUUCUGGUGCCCUGGGCAUUUCCCGCAGUGGCUGUCCCCAUCGGAUGUCCGGAGACCACUUGCGAUGUGUGCGGCAAAGUGUUUCCUCACCGUUCGCGCCUGGCCAAGCACCAGCGCUACCACGCAGCGGUCAAGCCCUUCGGUUGUGAGGAGUGCGGCAAGGGCUUUGUGUACCGCUCGCACCUGGCCAUCCACCAGCGCACGCAUACCGGCGAGAAGCCCUUCCCGUGCCCGGACUGCGGCAAGCGCUUCGUCUACAAGUCACACCUGGUCACGCACCGGCGCAUCCACACGGGCGAGCGGCCCUACCGCUGUGUCUUCUGCGGCGCGGGCUUCGGGCGGCGCUCCUACUUGGUGACCCAUCAGCGCACUCACACGGGCGAGAGGCCCUACCCGUGCUUACACUGCGGCCGUAGCUUCAGCCAGAGCUCAGCGCUCGCCCGCCACCAGGCUGUACACACCGCUGACCGUCCUCACUGCUGCCCUGACUGUGGCCAGGCCUUCCGCCUGCGCGCCGACUUCCAGCGUCACCGGCGUGGUGGCGGCUGCACGGAACCCAGCAGCGGCGAUGGCGCGCUUACCGCUCCACACGAGGUAGGGAUGGCUCCCAACGAGGUGGAGAUGGCAAUCGCGGCCGUAGCCACGGCGGAACCCGAGGAACUGGAGUCCGGGCUCGCAGAGAAGAAUGAAGAGCCCAAGGCUGGUGUGGCCGAUGGAGACAAUGAAGUUGAAGUCAGACAGGAUGAGCAGGUGGUGGUCGCUGCGGCAGCAGAGGCGACUGUCCCCGACAGCAAGAAGGAUCCUGAGCCAGACAGGAGGUUUCGUGAGAUGGGCAACGGCCUGGCGGAGGGCGAAGGGCCUUCCUCGCACCGGUUCGGCUUCCAUUUCCCCAUGCACCCCAAGUCCUGGCUGCAUCCGGACGGAUUCCCCUUGCUGGGGUUCCCCGAGUUCUCUGAACGGCUGCAGACCGAUGGGCGCCAUCUGCCCGGUCCCCUGGGCGCCCCGCUAUCCCUGCAGGGCAUGGGGUUGGCUUGCGACCCGUUCCGUAGCGCGGGCCCCGGCGCCAGGGCGGAUAGUGGCCUGCGAGCAUUCGCGCCCGCCGUCGGCUCGUUGCUGUCGGAGCCGGCACCUGCCGCGCUGGCGGAGGAGGAGAGUCCGUGGAUCUGCUCGGACUGCGGCAAGACGUUCGGGCGGCGCGCUGCGCUGGCUAAGCACCAGCGCUACCACGCGGGCGAGCGGCCCCACCGCUGCGCCGACUGCGGCAAGAGCUUCGUGUACGGCUCGCACCUGGCUCGGCACCGGCGCACGCACACGGGCGAGCGGCCCUUCCCGUGCCCGGAGUGCGGCGCUCGCUUCGCCCGCGGCUCGCACUUAGCGGCGCACGUGCGCGGCCACACGGGCGAGAAGCCGUUCGUUUGCGGCGUGUGCGGCGCGGGCUUCAGCCGACGCGCUCACCUCACGGCACACGGGCGCGCGCACACGGGCGAGCGGCCCUACGCGUGCGCCGAGUGCGGCCGGCGCUUCGGCCAGAGCGCGGCACUAACGCGGCACCAGUGGGCGCACGCCGAGGAGAAGCCGCACCGCUGCCCCGACUGCGGCAAGGGCUUCGGCCACAGCUCGGACUUCAAGCGGCACCGACGCACGCACACGGGCGAGAAGCCUUUCCGCUGUGCCGACUGCGGCCGUGGCUUCGCGCAGCGCUCCAACCUCGCCAAGCACCGGCGCGGCCACACGGGCGAGCGGCCCUUCCCCUGCCCAGAGUGCGGCAAGCGUUUCUCUCAGCGUUCCGUGCUCGUGACGCACCAGCGCACACACACAGGGGAGCGGCCGUACCUGUGCUCCAACUGCGGCCGGCGCUUCUCGCAGAGCUCGCACCUCCUCACGCACAUGAAGACGCAUCGCGGGCAGGGGGGCGCGCCAGCGCAGAACACCUCCGCCAAGGCCCAGGCGCCUGCCAAGGCAAUACCGCCUCUGCCUCCAUCGGGCUCGGGCUCCGGCGCUGGAACGCUGCUCGAGUUCGCCGGAGGAACCAGCUUCGGCUCCGAUCCAGCGGCGUUCGCCAGCCCCUCGGGCACCUACGAGGAGAGCAUCCUGUGAGGCCUGUCGAAGCGCGCGGCGUGUCCUCCGUCUCUUCCGCGGCCUAAGGAUUCCCACUCUUGGGUGCUCAGGUCCCUUCCGCCCCAAGCUUCAGAUCUGGCUUGGGUGCGCAUGGGCCGCCAUCCUGAUCAAGACCGACCCAUCCCUGGAUCUGUGCUACAGGGGUGGUGGGAUGGCGGGCAAGACCUAUUAGUUCAUCACGGAUCCGGUUCAGGUGGCCUGUAGAGCCCCGCUGCUUUAGGAGUCUGUCACUGGGCUCUCUGGUGCAUUUGGGUUUCUUGGUGGGUUUGACCUCCACCAAUCUCCACCAAUCUCUCCCUGGGAGAUUUGGGGACCAUCUUCCUGUCAUUUGAGUGAGUCCAGUAUGUUUUCAGAACCUAGUGCUGGCAGGAACCUCAAUAGGUUUUGGGGGAAGUGGAGGUACCAACAGGGGAAGAUUUUCUGUCGAUUGUAGGUAUUCAUUUCCAUCUCUUAUAUGACCGAAGAGUGUGGGAGGAGUUGAAAAAGCAAAAUACCAAACGGGUAGCCAGGUUUCAGAUGCUGUCAAGGUCCCUGGGGAGUUGGAAGCCUUAUUCUUUGAAAAUCCUCACUCCAACCCCUAAACACAGGUCCGACAAGCCCUGGCUACAACAUGGAUUUUGGUAUUACUAUCCCCUCUCAGUCUGUUCUCUAGUGGCUACAAGUAGCACACAUGGGCAUAUGUGGGGUGCUGGUCUGGGCUCCUAGCCCCCAGCCUUUCCUAGCAGAUCCCUCCCCUGGAGCAAGUGACUGUGGAGUCCUGCGUUCAGUCAGCCUUUCCACAGCACUGGGGUGGGCCCAGGAAUCUUCCCUCUUAUCCUGUAAUAAGGGCCCUACAUCCUCUGCAAGCAUUUUCACUUGGCUUCUGGGGUCACCCUACACAAGAAGCGGGUGGUGUUUCUGCCAUGGGUGGGUCCGUGGCCACAGAGGGAUUGGCGGCUUGCACAGUGGUUGUCCACAUAAGGGAUUAUGCCGAUCUGAGCUUACAGCACCUUACUCUGCAAGGCCCCUGUACAGUGGACAGCCCAGACUGUUGGCAUCUGUGGAGGGUUCCCAGGAGCCUCUCCCACCUUCCAUGAAUUCUGGGCCAGUGUGACUAGGGGCUAGAGAAGUGAGAUUUCCACCCAACUGCAUUCCCUUUUAGACCUAGAUCUGUUGUUGUAGUAUAGACAUGACCUUGGGGCCCAAAAGCUAACAGGCUGGCUGCUAGGUGCUGGGUGGGUCGUCCAUGGGUGGGAGGAGAGCCUGGGUGGUGAGGUCGCAUUGAGUGGGGAGGAAGACAUGGGUCCUUGUUGUUCAGCAGUGGAUGACACACAUCCCUUUUCUCUUUCCAUGUCUUCCGGGACGAGCUUCAGAACAAGCCAGGGCAGGGUGGUCUGUGAGGGUGCCAUCCCAUCCCUCUUAGUCUGCAGCCAUAACCACCCUGCCCCCUCUCUUGUGGACAGGGGGACCUAGCUUUAAUAAAGGUGGAGUAAUAAGCUUUUGGACUGGACUCUACUUUUGCCCCACCUCGGUGCCUGUUAGUGACACUCACUCUGGAAAGCCCAUCUCCUUUCUGACCCCACCUCCCACCCUUAGAGAAACCAGAAUCAAAUCUGGCAUCACGGAUUGGGCCUGCAUCCACCACAUCUUGCUGGGAUACCUCACACUGCCAGGAAUUUGGAACAACAUACACAGGCAUGACUGUGACUAACCUUCCAGGUUGAGAGCAGGCCUAGUCUCCUUCCUGGGAAUGCAGAGCCCUGGCCUUGGCCUUGGCCUUUUCUCAGGGACUCCAGGGCUAACUGACUUGUCUACUCCAGAUCCAUAAAGGCAUGACCACCCCAGAGCUCCCAAACAACCCCUUUAAACUGGCUUUCCUUAGUCUUCAAGCUGAUCUUUUCCCAGUGGGUUUGAAAAAAAUAUGCAAACAUGACUUGAGACAUGGGGAUGAAGGAAAUUAGUAUUUCCUUUAAAACCACAAACAGGCCAGCCAAGGGAUGCAGUAGGUUGGCACAGAGUUUGCUUGAUAUUCCCACUUUUCCUCUCCAGAGCCCCAUAAACCAGGGACGCUUGUCAUCCCAGCACCCGGGAGGUGGUCAAGAGGAUCAGGAAUUCACCGUCAUGUUCAACUCCAUGAGUUUGAGGCCAGCCUGGGCUACACAGAGACCCUACCUCAAAAAUAAACAAAUAACCCGGACUUUAGGAGGCGGAUGCUUUAUAAGACAAAGAUGGUUGAAAGGCCAAGCAGAUCCUUGAUAAAACUCACCAUUGACUGCAGCUGGAGUUUUUCGUGUUGUGUCUGUCCUAAGACUGGAAAAAAACAAAAGGUCUCUUCAUUACCAAGGAGGGUAAAGCCCCAGUGACCUCUGAAAUGUGACCAAGGGUGACAUUUGGAGGACUGCUCUUGGCCAUUUCCUGCCUUGGCUUCCAUUUUUCUUCUGACGUCCCUGAUUUCUCAGCCUUUGUAUUUUUUUCGUUCGUCUCUUUAGACACUUAUCUUCUCUGUCUCUUCUCUGCUUAUUCAACAGUUUUAGAUUCAAAUAAAAGUUUAUCUUCCUUGUUCAUUAUUUCCCCUCAGAUUAUAAGUUAGAUAUGAAUUGUAAGAACUCCCAACAGUCUGAGUCGUCAAGUUCACCUUCACACACCCCCUCCCCUGACAAGACCCAUCCUACGCAGUACCCAGGCUCCUGGGCACACACAGCUCUAUAUGGUAGUGGUUCUGAUUAACAACGUGCUUCAGAUAACUGUUCGACAACUUGCUUUCCCCCACUUCUGUACUGUGUAGAAUUCAUGGUCACACAUGCCUGAUUCGAAGUCUCAACAACAGGGGGCAGCAGAGAGCGUUGAGCAGUCAAGAGCACUGGCUGGGCUUCCAGAGGAUCCCUGGUCACAUUCCAGCACCUGCCUGGCAGCUCUCAAGGCUUCAGUCCCGGGGACCUGACAUCCUUUUUUGGCCUCUGCAAGCAUGGGAAUGUAUGUGGUACACAGACAUGCAGACAGAGCACCCAUACACAUAAAUAAAAACCGAACAAUUUA
This is a messenger RNA of Rattus norvegicus (Norway rat), 6394 nucleotides long. RefSeq names its product zinc finger protein 316 (gene Zfp316). The record is from RefSeq and is marked validated. Gene Ontology annotation, biological process: regulation of DNA-templated transcription. Gene Ontology annotation, cellular component: nucleus. Lineage: Eukaryota; Metazoa; Chordata; Mammalia; Rodentia; Muridae. The transcript has 7 exons. The coding region runs from base 308 to 3358 and encodes 1016 amino acids.